Cryptomeria japonica (Japanese cedar) is the source of this 1209-nucleotide messenger RNA. RefSeq names its product protein LIFEGUARD 4. The coding region runs from base 216 to 959 and encodes 247 amino acids. The record is from RefSeq and is a predicted model, not a curated record. The transcript is spliced from 4 exons. NCBI's taxonomy places the organism in Eukaryota, Viridiplantae, Streptophyta, Pinopsida, Cupressales, Cupressaceae. Gene Ontology annotation, cellular component: membrane.
AAAACCCUAUCCAUAAAAAUAAUAAUAAUAAGGGAGCAAAGACCAAUAAGGCAAGCAAAUUUGUUUAUAUUCUUUCCUUAACGCCGCGCCUAUUCUCUGAAACCCCCUCUGCACGCUGUAAAUUCCUCUGCAAUACUUUUCUUCCCUCCAUAAAAAGAUCUUCAAAAUCUCUCUGUUAUGCUUUUCUUGUGUUGAAAUCAUUGAACACAGUGACAAUGGAGGACAAGAACAGGCCACAGUCAUCUGGAGAUCUCGAGAGCGGAGGAGGAGGAAGGGCUCUUUAUCCAGACCAGCCUGUAUACGAAACCCCACUGAGGUGGGCCUUCAUAAGAAAAAUAUACACAAUUCUGAGCCUUCAGUUGCUUCUCACCAUUGCUGUGGCCGCUGUCAUGGUUUUUGUUCACCCGAUUGCUCAUUUCUUUGUCUCCACUGCAGCAGGUCUUGCAGUAUACAUAAUACUCAUCAUUUGCGCCCUAGUCUUGUUAUGCCCUCUGUCCUUUUACGCGCAGACGCACCCUGUAAAUCUUAUUCUUCUGGCCCUUUUUACGCUUUGCAUCAGCUUUUCUGUUGGAUUGACUUGUGCUUUCACCAGCGGAAAAGUGAUACUUGAGUCAGCGAUUUUAACCGCUGUGGUUGUGGUGAGUCUGACGUUAUAUACAUUCUGGGCUGUAAGGAGAGGCCAUGAUUUCAGUUUUCUGGGGCCCUUUCUCUUUGCUGGAUUGACGGUGCUUCUGGUUUUCAUAUUAAUUCAGGUUAUCUUUCCAUUAGGAAAAUUGUCCAAGAUGAUAUAUGGGGGAUUGGCUUCAAUAUUAUUCAGCGGUUAUAUUAUUUAUGAUACUGACAAUUUGAUUAAACGGUAUUCAUACGAUGAAUAUGUUUGGGCUGCAAUAUCCUUGUACUUGGACAUAAUCAACCUAUUCGUGUCAUUGCUCACACUCCUUAGUGAAGCACAAGAUUAGUAGGAAACAUUUAGUGGCAACAAAUUUAAUUGUAAAGAGAAUGUUGUGGGGUGCGAUGAUAUGUACAUGUUUCAUCGUGUAAAUUUGAGAAGCAUAUGUUUGAGAGCCAAAAGAGAGUAAUCAAAUACAUGUUUUUAGUGUUUUCAUUUAAUUUUGUUUGUAUAAUGCGAGGGAUUAUAAAUUACCAAAUAAAUCAUAAGGGUUUCAUUCUAAUGUUUGUUAUGAAAAUUAGAGGAGUAUUCCUAAGAUA